AUGAGCAUGGAGAGCAUCCGCUGCCAGCUGGCCCACUACCUGGAAGAUCUGGAGGAUGUGGACUUUAAGAAGUUCAAGAUGUAUCUGGAAGACUAUCCUCCCCAGAAGGGCUGCAUCCCGCUCCCCCGGGGCCAAACAGAGAAGGCAGACCACGUGGACCUCGCCACCCUAAUGAUCGACUUCAAUGGGGAGGAGAAGGCGUGGGCCAUGGCUGUGGGCAUUUUUGCUGCCAUCAACAGGAGAGAUCUUUAUGAGAAAGCCAAGAGAGACACACCCAAGUGGGGUGAGUGUAAUGCGCACGUUUCUAAUUCGACUGUGAUAUGCCAGGAAGAGAGCACUGGAGAGGAGCAGAUGGGCUUGCGGGGGUAUCUUUCUGGAAUCUUCAUUUGUAAAAAGAAGAAAGAUUACUGCAAGAAGUACAGAAACUACGUGAAAAGCAGAUUCCAGAGUAUCAAAGACAGGAACGCCCGCCUGGGAGAGAGCGUGAGCCUCAACAAACGCUACACACGGCUGUGGCUGGUGAAGGAACACCCAAGCCAGCAGGAGAGGGAGCAUGAGCUCUUGGCCAUCGGCAGGACCAAGACAGGGGACUGGCCCAUGAGCCCCAUCAAGACGGAGCUGCUUUUUGAGCCGGAUGAGGAAAGCAAUGAGCCUGUACACACGCUGGUGUUCCAGGGUGCAGCGGGCAUCGGGAAGACAAUCCUGGCCAGGAAGAUCAUGCUGGACUGGGCAUCGGGGACCCUCUAUAAGCACAGGUUCGACUACCUAUUCUACAUCCAUUGUCGCGAGGUGAGUCUUGCCACGCAGAGGAGUCUGGGUGACCUGAUUGCCAGUUGCUGUCCCGACCCAAACCCACCCGUGGACAAGAUUGUGAGCAACCCCUCCCGGAUCCUCUUUCUCAUGGAUGGCUUUGAUGAGCUGCAGGGUGCUUUCGAUGAGCACCUUGGGGCGCUGUGCACAGACUGGCGGAAGGCCGAGCGGGGCGAUGUGCUCCUCAGCAGCCUCAUCAGGAAGAAGCUGCUCCCUGAGGCCUCCCUGCUCAUCACCACGAGGCCCGUGGCCCUGGAAAAACUGCAGCACCUGCUGGAUCACCCUCGGCACGUGGAGAUCCUGGGCUUCUCGGAGGCCAAGAGGAAGGAAUACUUCUUCAAGUACUUCUCGAACGAGUCGCAGGCCAGGGAUGCCUUCCGGCUGAUCCAGGAGAAUGAGGUCCUCUUCACCAUGUGCUUCAUCCCCCUGGUCUGCUGGAUUGUGUGCACCGGCCUGAAGCAGCAGAUGGAGAGUGGCAAGAGCCUGGCGCAGACCUCCAAGACCACCACAGCCGUGUACACCUUCUUUCUGUCCAGUCUGCUGCAGUCUCGCAGAGGAAACCAGAAACACCACCUUGCAGCCCACCUCCGGGGGCUCUGCUCGCUGGCCGCUGACGGCAUCUGGAACCAGAAGAUCCUCUUCGAGGAGGCGGACCUCAGGCGCCAUGGGCUGCGGAAGGAGGACGUGUCUGCCUUCCUGAGGAUGAACCUGUUCCAGAAGGAAGUGGACUGUGAGAAGUUGUACAGCUUCAUCCACAUGACCUUCCAGGAGUUCUUUGCCGCCAUGUACUACCUGCUGGAGGAGGAGGAGGACGAGGCAGGGAGGAGGCCCACACUGGGGAGGUGUUUGGAGCUUUCCAACAGGGAUGUGACGGUCCUUCUUGAAAACUAUGGCAAAUUCGAGAAGGGCUAUCUGAUUUUUGUCGUCCGCUUCCUCUUUGGCCUCGUCAACCAGGAAAGGACCUCCUACCUGGAGAAGAAACUGAGUUGCAAGAUCUCUCAACAAGUCAGGCUGGAGCUGCUGAAAUGGAUCGAAGCCAAGGCCAAGGCCAAGAAGCUGCAGAUCCAGCCCAGCCAGCUGGAACUGUUCUACUGCCUGUAUGAGAUGCAGGAGGAGGACUUUGUGCGGAGGGCCAUGGACCACUUCCCCAAGAUAGAGGUCAACCUCUCUACCAGGAUGGACCACGUGGUGUCUUCUUUUUGCAUUAAGAACUGCCAUUGUGUGGAGUCACUCUCCCUGGGGCUUCUCCAUAACACGCCCAAGGAGGAGGAGGAAGAAGAGGAGGAAGACCAACACCUCAACUCUGUCCAGUGUGUCCUCCUGGGUCCCCACGCUUCCUGUUCUAACCAGCUGGCGAACCACUAUCUCACUUCCAGCUUUUGCCGAGGUCUCUUCUCCGUUCUGAGCACCAACCAGAGCCUGACGGAACUCGACCUCAGUGACAACACCCUAGGGGACCCUGGGAUGAGGGUAUUGUGUGAAACGCUCCAGCAUCCGGACUGCAAUAUUCAGAGACUGUGGCUGGGCCGCUGUGGCCUUUCCCAUCAGUGCUGCUUCGACAUCUCCCUGGUCCUGAGCAACAACCAGAAGCUGGUGGAAUUGGACCUGAGUGACAACGCCCUGGGGGACUUUGGGAUCCGGCUCCUGUCUGUGGGGCUGAAGCAUCUCUUCUGCAACCUGAAAAAGCUCUGGUUGGUCAGCUGCUGUCUCACAUCCGCGUGUUGUAAGGAUCUUGCGUCGGUCCUGAUCACCAACCAAUCCCUGACCAGACUCUAUGUGGGGGAAAACACCUUGGGAGAUGCUGGAGUUGGAAUCUUAUGUGAAGAAGCCAAGAAUCCACAGUGUAACCUGCAGAAGUUGGGGUUGGUGAACUCUGGCCUCACAUCGGUGGGCUGUGUGGCACUGUCCUCGGUGCUCAGCGCUAACCAGAACCUCACACACCUCUACCUGCGGGACAAUGCACUUGGGGACCUGGGCAUCAAGCAGCUCUGUGAGGGCCUCCUGCACCCUACCUGCAAGCUACAGGUGUUGGAAUUGGACACCUGCAGCCUCACCUCACACUGCUGCUGGGAUCUCUCCACGCUUCUGACCUCCAACCGGAGCCUGCGGAAACUAAGCCUGGGCAAUAACGACCUGGGCGACCUGGGGGUCAUGAUGCUCUGCGAGGUCCUGAAGCAGCAGGGCUGCCUCCUGCAGAGCCUGCAGUUGUGUGAAAUGUAUUUCAACUAUGAGACAAAACGUGCACUAGAAACACUUCAAGAAGAAAAGCCUGAGUUGACCAUUGUAUUUGAGCCCUCUUGGUAG
This is a messenger RNA of Carlito syrichta (Philippine tarsier), 3114 nucleotides long. RefSeq names its product NLR family pyrin domain containing 3 (gene NLRP3). The record is from RefSeq and is a predicted model, not a curated record. Lineage: Eukaryota; Metazoa; Chordata; Mammalia; Primates; Tarsiidae. Gene Ontology annotation, biological process: inflammatory response; negative regulation of non-canonical NF-kappaB signal transduction; negative regulation of acute inflammatory response. Bases 1 to 3114 code for a protein of 1037 amino acids. Gene Ontology annotation, cellular component: NLRP3 inflammasome complex; cytoplasm. The transcript has 9 exons. Gene Ontology annotation, molecular function: sequence-specific DNA binding; DNA-binding transcription factor binding.